UCGUUAAAAAAAUCAGCCGCUUGAAAGAACCAAGGCAUUGACCUCAGGAAUAUACGAAUUCUAUAAAUAGAAUCAAUGAAUUGAAGCCAUAUAUAUUCGAUUCACAAAUUAAUUCAUUCGAUCGAUCUGAGCUGUAAGGAAAUGGACGAAAACCAGCGACGAGCAGUGGCGGAAAUGAGGGAAUCUGUCCGAACACAGCUCGGUUCUUCUUCAACUCAGGAAUUUGGGGAUCUGACAUUGAUGCGAUUUUUGAUAGCGAGAUCGAUGAACAUCGAGAAAGCAGCAAAGAUGUUUGUCGAAUGGCAGACAUGGCGGUCUUCGUUCGUACCUCUUGGGAACAUUCUGGUGUCUGAAAUUAAGGAUGAAUUAGGCUCCGAGAAACUGUAUCUCCAGGGGCCUUCACGCAAGUCAGGCCACCCGCUGAUAAUCGUCAAAACCCACAGGCAUUUCGUUUCCAAGGAUCACCUUCAGUUCAAGAAAUUCGUGGUUUACAUACUCGACAAAAGCAUCGCAAGUGGCUUUAAAGGCAAAGAGAUGGGAAACGAGAAAAUAGUUUGUAUUCUUGAUCUCGACAAGCUUUCCUACAAGAAUGUCGAUGUUCGUGGGAUGAUCACCGGAUUUCAAUUCUUGCAAGGGUAUUAUCCGGAGCGUUUAGCCAAGUGUUACAUUUUGAACAUGCCGUGGUUUUUCGUUAGCGUUUGGAGAUUAGUUUCACGGUUUCUCGACAAAGCCACCUUACAGAAGAUUGUGAUUGUGAGGAAUGAAGAUGAGAGACGAGAGUUUGUUGAGGAAAUUGGAGAAGAAGUAUUGCCGGAAGAAUAUGGUGGACGAGCCAAAUUGGUGCUUCUUCAAGACUACGCCUUACCAUCAUUGGAUGGUUGACGGGGAUCUUCAAUUGUGUCCGUAGAUUUUAUGUUUGCUAGAUUAUGUGUAGUGGUCGAUGCUAAGACAACACGUUUCACUUGUCUUAAAUCCACAUGUUUGCUCGCUAGAAUAAACCAAUUCGAUUGUUUGAAUUAAAAGUUCGAAGAUCGAUCUCAAGAAAGCUUAUGAUAACUAAUGUCCAUGCCGGCCUUGUGAAUUUCCUGUAUCGUUUAGAAGAUGAGUUUGGUUUUUAGUUUCUUUAAAACGAUCGUGAAUUGCAUCCCUACUUCUUCACUUGCGAUCCUUUGAAAUGAAUUGGGUCUUCGAUUGUUUACUCCAAAAAAAAAAAAAAAAAAGAACAAAAGAA
Andrographis paniculata is the source of this 1231-nucleotide messenger RNA. RefSeq lists its product as uncharacterized. Bases 142 to 882 code for a protein of 246 amino acids. The record is from RefSeq and is a predicted model, not a curated record. NCBI's taxonomy places the organism in Eukaryota, Viridiplantae, Streptophyta, Magnoliopsida, Lamiales, Acanthaceae. The transcript has 6 exons.